Molecule: messenger RNA, 2002 nt
Organism: Aspergillus alliaceus
Lineage: Eukaryota; Fungi; Ascomycota; Eurotiomycetes; Eurotiales; Aspergillaceae
Product: CCCH zinc finger protein
Exons: 4
Coding region: 289-1659 (456 amino acids)
Molecular function (GO): metal ion binding
Source: RefSeq, a predicted model, not a curated record
GGACUGUUCUAAAGAAAGAGAGAUUCUUUCCCACUCCAACCUUAUGGUGAAUGUAAAUUCCGUGAAGAAAAAAGGUGUCACACGUAACAAUUCACUUUCCUUACCCCUCCUCCAAUCUUAUAACAGGAAAAAAAAAGGAAAAAUCAUCCAAAUAAAAGCAAUAUCUUCAUUCCCCCUUUUCCCCCUUCAAACUGCGUUCCUCUCUCCUAAACCCCGUCUCCGCAAUUAACUUACUUUUGACUUUCCCAUCUCCACAUCCAUACCUAGCUAUAAUCAGAAAAUCCCAACAUGACUGCCCAAGCCUAUCUCGAACGAUAUAAACAGUUGACGUCAAUAGAAGACAUAAAGAACAACUUGAUUGAGGAACUAUUGCAACGUGUAACGGAGCUGGAAGAUGCAUAUCAGCAAGAGCGGCUGGACCAUGAGCGCGAGACGCGCUUUAAUCGGGACAUCCAGCUCCACGAGAUGGAGUUAAUGGAUCAGAUAUCAAGAAUUAAAGCUAUUAUGGACCGGGAACCUUUCAUAGUUGUACUCCUCGACGGGGGCGGAAUAAUCUUCAAGGACGAAUAUCUACAACAAGGAGAGCAAGGUGGACAAAAUGCGGCGGAGAAACUCCAUUCAGCCUUGCAGGACUAUGUCUUCGGCAAUUUCCCGACUAUCAACUCACCUAAGAUUAUAACAAAGAUGUAUACCAAUGUGAAGGGGCUAAGCGAUCUCUGCCUUCGGGGCGGCGUCACAACUGAGCCUUCUUUGGUCGACGAUUUUGUUAGGGGCUUCAACGCUAGUUAUCCACUCUUUGAUCUAGUCGAUAUCGGGGCUGGGAAAGAGAGUGCCCACGAUAAGAUCGGAGAGGCUUUCAGAUUAAAUCUAUACAACUGCCAUUGUCACCAGAUUUUCCUCGGUUGUUCGCAGGAUAGCGCAUAUGCCCAAAUUCUGGAAGACACACUGGCCGAUAGAGACCUCAUAGGACGAGUUUCACUGAUCGAGGGCCUUCCCUUGGCAAGUGACCUCGACUUAAUAAAAACAUCGUACAGAGUGACCAGAUUCUCGGAUCUUUUUCGAGAUACGAAGAUAUCUGUAUGGGCCCCGUGGAAAGCUACCGUGGCUAGCAAACCUCGUUCUCUCCUCACACCGUCGCCCAUUCAAAAUAUAACACUUUCGCGAACAUCGACCAACACCACGACAACAAGUAACAGUGUGCCCAUAUCUUCUUCUACGAAUACGCCCUGCUCCGGGGAGUUCCAGGUUGUACGGUCUAAAUCCUCGGCCCCGGCACCUCCUAAAAUCGUGGGACGAAACAAGUACGGCCAGCGGGUAGACCGGCUUGACUUCAAGAGCAUCCCUCGUGAUGAGGUAAAUCGCAUUAAGAAACUGAAGCUGUGCAACUUUUACUAUUUACAAGGCGAAUGCCCUAAUGACAACUGCCAUCACGAUCAUUCACGAAAAUUGACUAGGGCCGAACAUGUUGUGCUGACGGCUAUCGCCCGCAUGACUCCAUGUCGCUAUGGGCUGGAGUGUGAUGAUCCCGAGUGUAUGUAUGGGCAUCGCUGCCCUCAGAGUGAACCUGGUAGGAAGGACUGUUAUUGGGGCUCGAGUUGUCGAUUCGACGCUUCGGCGCACGGGAUCGACACCAACAUUGUCAAAGUGACAAAGGUCUAAUAUCACCAUCUGUCUCGCUCAUGGUGCGAAUCCCGUAAUAUCAGCAGUCCUUGAGUUGCAGGGCUCACCACUCUUGAGACUAAGCAGAAAUUGCUCUGGGGCACUGAGAGAUUAUCAUUAACUACUCUUCCCUUCAGUGUCGGCGUUCUAUCUCUUUUAGUCCCCCUGCAUCUAAGCCUAUUUCCGGCCUAUAGAGAUGAGUUUCGGGAUUGAUAUAUAUAUAUAUAUAUAUAUAUAUUGCCGCCUUAAUUGGACGGACUGUAUUUAUCCAAGAAUGAGUUUUUCUACGUUCUGCAUUCACACCAGGGACGACGUCGUCAUCUGGUAGAUGCAGUUGUAUUCG